GGUCGGGGUCCCUGGGUGCCAAGUGCAGGGCCUGGAGGAAGGGCCGGGUCCAGGCUGCCCUUACUUGGCUUCGCCCUUCCCGCGAGGAUGGGAAGAAGCUGGCGUCCAUGAAGCCGGAAGGUGCCGGAAGUGGAGAUGGUCAGCGCCAGGCUGAGGGGCAGGCUCCCACCGGCCUCCCGCAGAGCCGGGGAAGAUGGCUGUGCAGUUCGAAGCCUUCUGCGCGGGAGGCCUGGUCCCCGGCUGGAGCCUGCUGGUCCAGGGGUGCUCCGACUCCGAAGAGGACAAGUUUGAGAUCAACUUCCUGUCUGACGGGGGGGACGUCGCGUUCCAUGUGAAGCCCCGCUUCUCCAGCGCCACCAUAGUGGGCAACGCCUUCCAAGGGGGCCGCUGGGGCCAGGAGGAGGUUUCCAGCAUCUUCCCGCUGGCGCUGGGGGAGCCCUUUGAGGUGCAGGGUCGGGGGGAGAGCUGGGUGGGGUCCAUCGAGGUCAGCUCGGACGCGGAGCACUUCCACGUGCUUGCCCAGCAGCACCGGGUGCUGCAGUUUGCGCACCGCCAGAGGCCCCUGGCGGCCGUGACCCGGGUGCGGGUGCUGGGCGACCGGCGCCUGGCCCAGGUGGAGCUCGCCAGGAGGGGCCUGAGCUGGGGGUGA
This is a messenger RNA of Choloepus didactylus (southern two-toed sloth), 649 nucleotides long. Its product is annotated as grifin-like. The transcript is spliced from 5 exons. The record is from RefSeq and is a predicted model, not a curated record. Bases 194 to 649 code for a protein of 151 amino acids. NCBI's taxonomy places the organism in Eukaryota, Metazoa, Chordata, Mammalia, Pilosa, Megalonychidae. Gene Ontology annotation, molecular function: carbohydrate binding.